GGCGGUGGCGGCGGCGGGAUGGAGGGGCUCAUCCCGCUCGUUAACCGGCUGCAGGAUGCCUUCGCGGCGCUGGGCCAGAACUGCCUGCUCGACCUGCCGCAGAUCGCGGUGGUGGGCGGGCAGAGCGCCGGCAAGAGCUCCGUGCUGGAGAACUGCGUCUCCAGGGAUUUUCUUCCACGAGGUUCUGGAAUUGUGACAAGACGGCCAUUGGUCCUGCAGCUCAUCACUGCCAAAACAGAGUAUGCUGAAUUUCUACACUGCAAAGGGAAGAAAUUUACUGAUUUUGAUGAAGUUCGUCAGGAAAUUGAAGUUGAAACAGAUAGAGUAACAGGAAUGAACAAAGGCAUUUCUUCAGUUCCUAUUAAUUUAAGAAUAUAUUCUCCACAUGUCUUAAGCCUGACCCUUAUUGAUUUGCCGGGAAUCACUAAAGUGCCAGUGGGGGAUCAGCCUCCAGACAUUGAGCAGCAGAUCAGAGACAUGAUAAUGCAGUUCAUCUCCAGAGAGAACUGCCUGAUCCUGGCUGUGACUCCAGCUAACACUGACCUGGCCAACUCAGAUGCUCUGAAGCUGGCAAAGGAGGUGGACCCUCAGGGCCUUAGAACCAUUGGUGUGAUCACAAAAUUGGAUCUGAUGGAUGAAGGAACAGAUGCAAGAGAAGUUCUAGAAAACAAACUCCUCCCUCUUCGUAGAGGUUAUAUUGGUGUUGUAAACAGAAGCCAGAAGGACAUUGAUGGGAAGAAGGACAUAAAAGCAGCUCUUCUAGCAGAAAGGAAAUUCUUUCUUUCCCACCCAUCCUACAGGCACAUGGCAGAUCGGAUGGGAACACCCUAUCUCCAGAAAGUUCUAAACCAGCAACUUACCAAUCAUAUCCGGGAUACCCUGCCAGCCUUCAGAAGCAAACUCCAGAGCCAGCUGCUUUCUAUAGAACAUGAAGUAGAGGUGUACAAAAACUUCAGACCAGAAGAUCCCACCAGAAAAACAAAAGCCCUGUUGCAGAUGGUACAGCAGUUUUCAGUGGACUUUGAAAAAAGAAUUGAAGGAUCAGGAGAUCAAGUUGAUACGCUGGAGCUUUCAGGAGGUGCCAAAAUCAAUCGUAUUUUCCAUGAACGUUUUCCCUUUGAACUUGUGAAGAUGGAAUUCAAUGAGAAGGAGCUGAGGAGAGAGAUAAGUUAUGCCAUCAAGAACAUACAUGGCAUCAGAACAGGUUUGUUCACUCCAGAUAUGGCGUUUGAAGCCAUUGUUAAAAAACAGAUCGUUAAGCUGAAAGGACCUUGCUUAAAAAGUGUGGAUCUGGUGAUGCAAGAGUUAAUCAACACUGUCAAGAAGUGCACUAAAAAGUUGGCAACAUAUCCAAGGUUGUGUGAGGAAACAGAAAGAAUUGUUGCUGGCUACAUUCGUGAAAGAGAAGAGAAAACCAAGGACCAGAUGCUGCUGCUCAUUGAUAUCCAGGUUUCUUAUAUCAACACCAACCAUGAAGACUUCAUUGGCUUUGCAAAUGCCCAACAAAGAAGCAGUCAGGUUAACAAAAGUGCAGUGGGAAAUCAGGGAACCAAUCUACCGCCUUCAAGGCAAAUUGUCAUCCGGAAAGGCUGGCUCACCAUCAACAACAUUGGCAUCAUGAAAGGAGGCUCCAAGGAAUACUGGUUUGUCCUGACUGCAGAGAGCUUGUCCUGGUAUAAAGAUGAUGAGGAAAAAGAGAAGAAGUACAUGCUGCCUUUGGACAACUUGAAAGUGCGAGAUGUGGAAAAGAGCUUCAUGUCCAGCAAACACAUCUUUGCAUUGUUUAACACAGAGCAGAGGAAUGUUUACAAGGAUUACCGUUUCCUUGAGCUAGCCUGUGACUCCCAAGAGGAGGUGGAUAGCUGGAAGGCAUCUCUGCUACGAGCCGGUGUCUAUCCUGAUAAAUCCUCAACUGAAACUGAAGAAAAUGGCCAAGCAGAUAAUUUUUCAAUGGAUCCCCAGCUGGAAAGACAGGUGGAGACAAUUCGAAAUCUUGUGGACUCCUACAUGUCCAUUAUUAACAAAUGUAUCCGAGAUCUGAUCCCGAAAACAAUCAUGCACCUCAUGAUCAAUAAUGUAAAAGAAUUUAUCAACGCAGAGCUGCUGGCUCACCUGUAUUCGUCUGAGGACCAGAACACUCUGAUGGAGGAGUCGGCGGAGCAGGCGCAGCGGCGGGACGAGACCCUGCGCAUGUACCAGGCGCUGCAGGAGGCGCUGGCCAUCAUCGGGGACAUCAGCACCAGCACCGUGUCCACCCCUGCUCCCCCGCCUGUGGAUGACUCCUGGCUCCAGCAGGCACGCAGAUCACCUCCUCCAAGUCCUUCAACUCCGAGGAGACCUACCCUGAACAAUCCCCCCAGCAGAGCCUUAUCUGGCCGAGGACCCGCUCCCGCCAUCCCCUCUCCGGGCCCGCAGUCGGGGGCGCCCCCGGUGCCGUUCCGCCCGGCAGCUCUGCCUCCGUUCCCCAGCGCCGAGGGCCACGGAGGGCCCCCCCAGGUUCCCUCUCGGCCCAGCCGGGCUCCUCCCAGCGUGCCAAGUCGAAGACCGCCCCCUUCACCUACUCGGCCCACUGUAAUCCGUCCGUUAGACUCCUCCCUGUUAGACUAAAAGGAGUUUCUGGCAUGUCACUCGUUGUUAACCAAAUAUGUGGAAACAAAUUGCUUGGUAACUGUCACAAUAACCAGUGUAUAGUCGCAUGUAUGGACAUCUCUAGGCAAGUAACCAAUUUUACUGAUAUUCUCUGUCCAUUCUGCAUUGUUUAUGAGGUCUUCAAUGUUUGGGGAAGGUCUGUGCUGCCUUGACUUUUCCUUCUGCAAUAACUGAUGUUAUCUAACUUACUGACACAUAUCUCCACCCAGACAACUGUGCUCACAGUCCUCCACAGCAGCUGGAGGGCUUGACUCUGUGUGUCUUUGUGCAUGUGUUGAUUUAUCUGCUGCUUUUUUUCUCCCUUACCUGACAGGAAUCUUGCUUUUAUUUAUACCUUCUAGGUUUUCUAUUUUCUCUUGUAAUGGCUAAACUGGGCAAAGAAAAGCCAUGUGCUUUCUUACCAAGCUCUUCUGAAGGUCCCACACUUGCAGGUCUCUCUUGUAAGAGACUUGCUUCUCCUGUAAACUGUCCUUAUCCAAAUUUUAGUUUUAAGGAAUGUUGUUAAACAAGCAGAGUGUGUAUGGGACAAGGCACAUUUUGCUGUAUGCCCAUCCUGGCAGCUGCCACGCCAGGUUGGUUGGGUUGGUGAGGAGCAGGCUGGGGUGCCCCAGCUCACAGGGAGCUGUCCCACCCCACAGCCAGGAGGGGACAGGGUGGUUGGGAGGGCUGGGGCGUGACACAGCAGCUCCCUCUGUCCCUGCU
Messenger RNA from Melozone crissalis (California towhee), 3351 nucleotides. It is a transcript of the gene DNM3, whose product is annotated as dynamin 3. NCBI's taxonomy places the organism in Eukaryota, Metazoa, Chordata, Aves, Passeriformes, Passerellidae. The record is from RefSeq and is a predicted model, not a curated record. Gene Ontology annotation, molecular function: microtubule binding; GTP binding; GTPase activity. The transcript is spliced from 21 exons. Gene Ontology annotation, cellular component: membrane; cytoplasm; microtubule. Bases 19 to 2607 code for a protein of 862 amino acids.